GACGCUCGUUGGGUCAGACGCUCAACAUAUUGUAUAUACUCAACGCACAACGCAUGUUGGCGAUUUAACUAAGCUUCAACGUUUCUCUUGACAUUGUGUGCAGGCGUAGGAUUCGCCAGACAGAAUAUCAAAAUCACCGAGUUAUGAGCACUCAAAAGCACAAAGUUUGCUGAUUUCUUGACAGCAGUCGCCCACGAUCGCCAUGGCAUGAAGUAGUUAUAUCCACAAACACUGCGCCUAGACGUCUUCACACCGUGAUUAUGCGCAGCUCGAAGAUACUGUGCUUUUUGCGCUUCGAAAUAGUCUCGGAGGAUUUCGUCGGUGAACCUUAGAACAGCCUCAAUACCACUAAACCUUCAAUAAAACUGAUCGGCGAGUCAACUCGGUGUUUAGUCCCUUGUCAAGGCUUUCCGCAGGAGUUAUGUUCGCCUAUAUAAUGCGUGCCAUCAGCUGUAUCCGUAUCAUCAUCGAUACUCUCUACGAACAUUCAAUCCAGUCACUCAUUCACACUUGGACAACGAUCUAUGGUGCUCCUUCUUGCGUCAUUGACAGCUGGUCUCUUCCUGUCCUCGUCGCGCGCUGCGUCGAUUUCUCCUCCAGCCCAAGCAGAACAGAUUCAGUGGGUUAAUUGCACCAAUAAUGUUCCCCAGCCAUUGCAGGCUCAAUUUAAUAUCACCAACUGGGGUGACGAUCCAAGCCUCCCGCCUCUCCCUUCAACUCUACACUGUGGAUAUCUCAAAGUGCCUAUGGAUUAUUCGCAACCAAUCGGAUCCAACAACACAAUCUCUGUUGGGAUCGCGAUGUACCGCCCGGAUAAUCCGGAGGGCGUCAUUUUCUACAACUCAGGUGGCCCUGGCGAACCUGUGGCUGUAAUGGCAUGGGAAGUGGCGUUAAACUUAACGCAAACGUUCAACGGCUUGUUGAAUUUUGACCUCAUGAUGAUGGAUGUGCGUGGCACAUUCAGUUCUAAUGAACUCAAUUGUUCGGUCGAGCUGUUCAACGAAAUACCAACCACGUUCUUUACAAACAUCAGCGAGUUUGAUGCAGUUCAAACCGGUGUGAAAAACUUCGCGCAGUCUUGCAUUGACUUGAGUUCCCCGCCUGGCAUUGUCCAAUUUAUCGGCACAAACGAAAUGGUGAAAGACUGGGAGGCCAUUCGGAUCGCUCUCGGAUAUGAUAAAAUCAGUUAUUAUGGCAUAUCGUACGGCACAUUUUAUGGGAUGGAAUACCUUUAUCGCUAUCCAGACAACUGCGAUCGCUUUGUGCUUGAUGCCGUAUUUGCUCAUGGAAUGAGCGAUGAAGAUACCGUUAUGUAUGAUAUGAAGGCAAUCGACCGCCUACUUUUGCGUGCCGACGCUUAUUGUAUGUUCAAUACAACAUGUCCUUUGCACCAGCAAGGCAAAGGCAGUAUACCCGCCGCAUUUCAAGAAAUCAUCACACAAGCGACACAAAAACCCCUCUCUGCACCAUCCUGUAUUAACUCUACCGUGUGCAAUUCAGUGGUCACUGCAGAUAAUAUACGAACUGCGAUCAACUUCGAAUUCACAUCUAAUCCCGAUUUCCCGUAUGUUGACGAAGCAUUAUAUCAAGCAACGCAGGGAGAUGCCAGUAUGGUGGGCAUCAUUGAGCGUGGCACAACUGGACCUGCUACUGACAUAGCAAGCACAAUUGUUUUCCCCCUCAUAUGCCUUGACAUUGCAUUAGACAACAAUUCAUACGCUGGGUUUGAACAGCUUCGUUCGAGUUCAUACAAGGACGACCCAGCCAUGCUGAGAGUUUCUAACAUCUUCGAUAUUGAGCUAUACUGCUCUGCAUGGCCUUUCCCAGCACAGCCAAAACAACUGUUGCCCACGAACCACACUUCUUUGAUGUGGGUCACCGCCGAUUUCGACCUGAAUCUCCCGACCGAGUUUGCCACUUUUGCAUGGGCGCAAGCACCGAACUCGGUUCUGGUAGUCCGACACGGGGAUGACCAUGGCACGUUACAAGUUCCAAACCAGCCCGCCGCGGCGAUGGAAGUCUCCUUCCUUGCUACUGGUGUGCUUCCGAACGUCACCGAUGAGGAGCUUGUCACCGUCUACACCCCGGGCAGCACUCGUGGGCCAAUUCCAGACCCGUAUUCUGUGCCCGUUGGACCUCUUGCUGGAGAAACGAGUACCUAUGCAGGGAUAUGAAGAUACAUACAAUUUUUCUCGACUGCACUUACGCAUCGACAAUCAAUUAGCUUAGAUAGGUUUGUAAAUUGAUACUUACCUAACUGCGGACAAGUGAAUAUGCUAUAUAAAUUCAAUGUUCAUAAUC
Messenger RNA from Serpula lacrymans var. lacrymans S7.9, 2301 nucleotides. RefSeq lists its product as uncharacterized. The transcript is spliced from 13 exons. The record is from RefSeq and is a predicted model, not a curated record. NCBI's taxonomy places the organism in Eukaryota, Fungi, Basidiomycota, Agaricomycetes, Boletales, Serpulaceae. Bases 525 to 2174 code for a protein of 549 amino acids.